This is a messenger RNA of Linnemannia hyalina, 759 nucleotides long. Lineage: Eukaryota; Fungi; Mortierellomycota; Mortierellomycetes; Mortierellales; Mortierellaceae. The record is from the annotation of a GenBank genome assembly.
AUGGCAUCCUCCUCACCCCCUUCGAACAGCAAGAACGUCUUUCGUCUUCACGGCGUCAACGUCCUCAACAAGAACGAUGUCGAUUCCAUCGCCCGCCUCACCGCGCUCGAGAAACGUCGAGCAGCUCAUAUCGUCGAUGAGCGUCAACGUCGUGACACAAUGAAUCAGCUCAUGGCCGAGCUUGGUCAUCUCGCUGAAGGCUCUGCGGCCGAGGUUCAGGCUCAGCUGGAGCUCGAGCAUUCGAUCCCCAAUCCUGAUGGUUCCGAGAAGCGAGCCAUCGUUAAGUCCAACGCGAUCACAACCCUCCGCAACGCCAUUGCCGAGAUCCACCGCCUCCGCAGCGAGGUUGGCCUCAAGAGACUGGUAUCGUAUAAGGAGGUCCUUGUCUCAUACCGGUCCUCUCCCUCGUCUGGAUCGUCACCCUCACGGCGGAACAAACGCCCAGAGGCAGAUCAGUUUACAUCCACGCCAAUGUCGACUCCUCCACCGUACAACCCGCAGUACCACCAUAACCAACCUUAUCGUCACGGGUUCUACUUCGUCCUCUUCUUCUUCCUCUCCAUCUUCCCACAAUUUGCCACAGCAGCGGCCAAACCUUCAUCAACGCCAACAGCCGGAUCGUCAGCGCAUCUACCUGCCAUGGUGCAGCCAUUUGGCCUCUUCCUAUCCUCCACUGAGGCCUAUUCCUCCCACGACGGCCGUUCCUCAACCUCAGCCUCAACUUCAGCUUCAGAUAUACCCUCACAACCCAGAGGAUAA